AUGUCUUUUCAGAGCACUCUCAGCCUGUCUCUGGUCAACCCCACCCAUGCCCUCUGCAUGGUAGGCAUGGAAAUCACCUUGGACAUCAGUGGGUGUGCACCGGACAAGUGCAAGUCUUUCACCAUCCGUGGUUCCCCCAGGAUCUUGAUCCACAUCUCCAGCUCCGUCAUCGCUGACAAAGAGGAUGCUAUUGUCUGGAGGCCAAUGAACCAUCCCACAGAGGCACUGGUGAGGAUGGUGGCGCCCAGCUCCACUGUGGACGAAGACAAGGUGCUGGUCUCCUACUUCUGUCCUGACAAAGAUGUCCCCACGGCCACAGCUGUGCUGUUUCUCACUGGCAUCGAGGUCUCCCUGGAGGCAGACAUCUAUCGAGAUGGACAACUGGACAUGCCAUGUGAUAAGCAAGCUAAGAAAAGAUGGAUGUGGGGUCUGAACGGCUGGGGAGCCAUCCUGCUUGUGAAUUGUAGCCCUAAUGCCGUAGGCCAGCCUGAUGAACAGUCCUUUCAGGAGGGCCCCAGAGAAAUACAGAACCUGUCUCAGAUGACUCUAACUGUGGAGGGCCCCACCAGCAUCCUGCAGAAUUACCAGUUGAUCCUACAUACCUCUGAGGAAGAAGCGAAGAGGGCAAGAGUCUACUGGUCUCAGAGAGGCUCCUCUGCGUAUGAACUGGUGGUGGGACCCAACAAGCCUGUCUAUCUCCUGCCUACCUCUGAGAACCAUGGGAAAGAGAUUUUCUACGUAGAAGCCACGGAAUUCCCAUCUCCCAGCUUCUCGGGCCUGAUCUCCUUCUCCCUCUCCCUAGUAGAAAAAACUCACAACCAGUGCAUCCCAGAGACCCCGCUCUAUAAGGAUACAGUGAUGUUCCGGGUGGCACCUUAUAUCUUCAUGCCCAGCACCCAGAUGCCUCUAGAGGUUUACCUGUGCAGGGAGCUACAGCUGCAAGGCUUUGUGGACUCGGUGACCAAGCUGAGCGAGAAGAGCAAAGUGCGGGUGGUAACUGUCUAUGAGGACCCCAACCGCCAGGGCAACUGGCUCCAGGACGAGAUGGCUUUCUGCUAUACUCAGGCUCCUCACAAGACAGUGUCAUUGAUCCUUGACACCCCGAGGGUUUUCAAGCUGGAAGACUUCCCCAUGAAAUACUCACUGAGCCCUGGUUUUGGCUACCUGAUCCGACAAACUGAGGACCACCGGGUGGCUAGCCUGGAUUCCAUUGGGAACCUGAUGGUAUCUCCGCCUGUCAAGGCUCAGGGAAAAGACUAUCCUCUAGGGAGGGUCCUCAUUGGUGGCAGCUUUUACCCCAGCUCUGAGAGCCGGGACAUGAACAAGGGCCUGCGAGAAUUCGUGUAUGCCCAGCAGGUGCAGGCCCCUGUGGAACUCUUCUCAGACUGGCUGAUGACCGGUCACAUGGAUCAAUUCAUGUGCUUUGUCCCUACCAAUGAUAAAAACAAUGACCAGAAGGACUUCCGCUUGCUGCUGGCCAGCCCCAGUGCCUGCUUUGAGCUGUUCGAACAGAAGCAGAAGGAAGGCUAUGGGAACGUGACCCUGUUUGAAGACAUUGGAGCAGAACAGCUUCUUUCUAACGGGAGGGAGAGCAAAACUAUUUCCCAAAUCCUGGCUGACAAGAGUUUUCGAGAGCAGAACGCCUAUGUUGAGAAGUGUAUCAGCCUGAACCGCACCCUCCUGAAGACAGAACUGGGAUUGGAGGACAAGGACAUCAUCCUGAUCCCGCAGCUCUUCUGCCUGGAGCAGCUGACGAAUGUCCCCUCCAACCUGCAGAGCACCAAACUCUUCGCGAGGCCGUACUUCCCCGACAUGCUGCAGAUAAUUGUGUUGGGCAAGAACCUUGGAAUCCCCAAGCCCUUUGGGCCCCAAAUCAAGGGCACCUGCUGCCUAGAAGAGAGAGUGUGUGAAUUACUGGAGCCCCUGGGUCUCAAGUGCACCUUCAUUGAUGAUUUUGACUACUACCUGGCCAACAUAGGGGACGUCUGUGCCAGUGCCAUCAUAAACAGGGUGCCAUUUGCAUUCAAGUGGUGGAAGAUGACCCCUUAA
Mus caroli (Ryukyu mouse) is the source of this 2049-nucleotide messenger RNA. NCBI's taxonomy places the organism in Eukaryota, Metazoa, Chordata, Mammalia, Rodentia, Muridae. The record is from RefSeq and is a predicted model, not a curated record.